AUGUUAGCUAGACUAGACUCGUUGAAACUAGACUCGUUGUUUGGAAUCCGGUACGAUGAGAUUAGCAAAUCACGCCGCAAGUACAAAGUUUUGAGAUUUGGUACAACUUGUCUUGGAAACGUUCGGUGUGAAAUCUACUACAUCAACCCUUCUAAGGAUGAUGUUACAAUGCCUAUCACUAUCAACACGGAGUGGGAUAUAGAGUUUUAUGCACGUGGCGCGUCUUUGAAUGGAAAUACUUAUUGGUUUGCUCAGCAGCUGCUUCCACAUCCGGUUGACAUAUCAGAGGUCCCAGAUUACUUGAUCUGUUAUGAUUUUACCACAGAGAGAUUUGGACAGCCUCUGAGUCUACCGUUUCACUCUUACGCCGAGGACACUGUGAGUCUCUCUAGUGUUAGGGAUGAGCAGCUUGCUGUGUUGUAUCAGCACCAGUUUACGUUACGUAUGGAGAUAUGGAUUACCACUAAGAUUGAUCCUCAAGUGGUAUCGUGGAGCAAAUCUUACAUGUUAGCCGUGGAUAUGGAACCACUCAUUGGUCAACAUCAGUUUUAUGUCGUGUUUGCGAGUUUCUUUGUUGACGAGGAGAAGAAAGUCGCCGUGGUUCUUGAUCUUGCUCGACCUCACAGUGGGUCGUCAUUGGAGAGGGUAGCUUAUAUCGUUGGGGAGGAUGGAUAUUUCAAAAAAGAGGAGUUAAUAGGAGGAGGAUCUGACAACACUUAUCAUGGCCCACAUGUGUGCUCUUUUGUCCCUAAGUUUAGCGCAAAUCAAACGAGGCGGCAAAAGGAAGAAAACCCACUUUGUUAA
This is a messenger RNA of Microthlaspi erraticum, 804 nucleotides long. The record is from the annotation of a GenBank genome assembly. Lineage: Eukaryota; Viridiplantae; Streptophyta; Magnoliopsida; Brassicales; Brassicaceae.